This is a messenger RNA of Anoplophora glabripennis (Asian longhorned beetle), 835 nucleotides long. Its product is annotated as transcription factor BTF3 homolog 4. The coding region runs from base 160 to 651 and encodes 163 amino acids. Gene Ontology annotation, cellular component: nascent polypeptide-associated complex; cytosol. The transcript has a single exon. NCBI's taxonomy places the organism in Eukaryota, Metazoa, Arthropoda, Insecta, Coleoptera, Cerambycidae. The record is from RefSeq and is a predicted model, not a curated record.
GUCGUCCAUUUUCUUUUUACUUGCACCGGUAAAGAAGCACAUGUGCUUUGUUAAUAAUUUUUAAAAGGCUGGUUCAUCGUAAAGCAAAUUUUAAAGGAUUCGUACAGUUGACAGUAGUGCAUUGUACAUUAGAAAGUGAUUUAGAAAACAAAAACAAAAAUGAAUACUGAAAAAUUAAAGAAAUUGCAGUCACAAGUAAGGAUUGGCGGUAAGGGUACCCCACGACGCAAGAAGAAGGUUGUACAUUCAACUCAAGCUACAGACGAUAAGAAAUUACAGUCAUCUCUAAAAAAAUUGUCAGUAAAUACAAUUCCUGGUAUCGAAGAAGUAAAUAUGAUUAAGGAUGAUGGAUCAGUUAUCCAUUUCAACAACCCCAAAACACAAGCUUCUUUAGCUGCUAAUACAUUUGCCAUUACUGGUCAUGGAGAAAACAAACAAAUUACAGAUAUGUUGCCAGGAAUUCUGAGUCAGUUGGGGCCCGAGGGCAUUACUCAACUCAAACGAUUAGCCAAUACAGUGGCUAACGCAGGAGGUGUAGGUAAAAUUGUCCCAGAGGAUGAGGAAGAUGUGCCAGAUCUAGUAGAGAAUUUUGAUGAAGCCUCAAAAGCCGAAGUUGCAAAGAAAGACGAAGAGAAGCCAAAGGAAAAUUAAAAGGUGUGUUAAUCGUUACUCAUCGGUCAAGAAGAGGUGCAUAAGUUGAUUCACCCUUAUAAUUAUGUUCGGAGAAAACGUUUUGAUAUAUUUAAUGUGUUAACUAAUCUACAAAACUUUUUGUUAAAUUAGACAACCUUGUGAAUAGAAUAUUUCGUAGGAAAUAUAUAAAUAUUCUACUAUA